Molecule: messenger RNA, 4912 nt
Organism: Alligator mississippiensis (American alligator)
Lineage: Eukaryota; Metazoa; Chordata; Crocodylia; Alligatoridae
Gene: KCNJ11
Product: potassium inwardly rectifying channel subfamily J member 11
Exons: 1
Coding region: 86-1270 (394 amino acids)
Biological process (GO): regulation of monoatomic ion transmembrane transport; potassium ion import across plasma membrane
Cellular component (GO): plasma membrane
Molecular function (GO): ATP-activated inward rectifier potassium channel activity
Source: RefSeq, a predicted model, not a curated record
GCCGCGGCAGCGGGGCAUCGCCUGCAGCCCGGUGACUGGCGCCGGUAGGCGGUAGCCGGCGGCCGGAGCCGGGCGCGGCGGAGCCAUGCUGUCCAGGAAGGGGAUCAUCCCCGAGGAGUACGUGCUGACCCGCCUGGCCGAGGAUGUGCCGGAUCACGCCCGCUACCGCGCCCGGGAGCGGCGGGCCCGCUUCGUGGGCAAGAACGGUGCCUGCAACGUGGCCCACAAGAACAUCCGCGAGCAGGGCCGCUUCCUGCAGGACGUCUUCACCACGCUGGUGGACCUCAAGUGGCCGCACACGCUGCUCAUCUUCACCAUGUCCUUCCUGUGCACCUGGCUGCUCUUCGGCAUGGGCUGGUGGCUCAUCGCCUUCGCCCACGGUGACCUGGACCACAGCACCCAGGUGGAGCGGGGCGGGGACCCCGGGGGCUUCGUGCCCUGUGUGACCAGCAUCCAGUCCUUCACCUCCGCCUUCCUCUUCUCCAUCGAGGUGCAGGUGACCAUCGGGUUCGGCGGGCGCAUGGUGACCGAGGAGUGCCCGGCCGCUAUCCUGGUGCUGAUCGUGCAGAACAUCGUGGGCCUGGUCAUCAACGCCAUCAUGCUGGGCUGCAUCUUCAUGAAGACGGCGCAGGCCCACCGCCGGGCCGAGACCCUCAUCUUCAGCAAGCACGCCGUGAUCGCCCUGCGGGAGGGCAAGCUCUGCUUCAUGCUGCGGGUGGGCGACCUGCGCAAGAGCAUGAUCAUCAGCGCCACCAUCCGCAUGCAGGUGGUGAAGAAGACCACCAGCUUGGAGGGCGAGGUGGUGCCCCUCCACCAGAUCGACAUCCAGAUGGAGAACCCGGUGGGGGGCAACAGCAUCUUCCUGGUGGCGCCACUCAUCGUCUGCCAUGUCAUCGACCAGAACAGCCCCCUCUACGACAUCUCCCCUCUCCACCUCAACCACCAGGAGGACCUGGAAGUCAUCGUCAUCUUGGAAGGGGUGGUGGAGACCACGGGCAUCACCACCCAAGCCCGCACCUCUUACCUGGCCGACGAGAUCCUCUGGGGCCAGAGGUUCGUGCCCGUUGUGGCCGAGGAAGAUGGGCGAUACUCUGUGGACUACUCCAAGUUUGGCAACACGGUGAAAGUGCCCACCCCUUCUUGCACGGCCCGGGAGCUGGAGGAAAACAGAAGCAUCAUAGACACCAUGUUACAGUCGCCUAAAGGCACCAUUAGGAAGCGAACUGUCAGGUUAAAGCCCAAAUUUACCAUCUCUGAUGAGCCUUCCUGACACACGUGGUAGAGGAAACUCUGGUGGGGCUGUGUCCAAAACAUGCAAUAAGCACCAACUCUUGAGACUGCCUCUAUUUUUUCUUAUUCCGGUUGGUAGCACAAGGUAUGUGUUGUGUUAUUUAUUGCAGGACAAUUGUAUUCUGUUAUUAUUUGUAAAGGUGUGAGAGAUUUAAAGCAGCCUUGGAGGGGUGAAAAUGUUAAUCUGCUGUUUUAAUUUAAAAAUCCUGACUCUUGCAUUUAUUUGCAUGAUCAUUUUUGGACUGAGUCAUCCACAUGGGAAUCAGACCUUCCCUUGAAAAGUAACUUCAUAUGUGCCCUGGGAGGUUGCAAUAUUUAGGGCUUUGCAAUGUCUGUCAUCCAGACAGUAGUUUUUAACUGCUUUUCUGAAUAGAAACAUUAUCAUGAUGCAGAAAAAGCCUUUAACAGUUAUUAUUAUUAAUCUCAAAUCAGAACUUAAAUAAUAAUAAUAAAAAAGGUCAGGCAGUAAUUUUUAUGAGAAAGAUAAGUCUGGAUAUGAAGGUGCCUGUAUAAGUCAUGGUACUUUGUCUUGCAGAAAUAAACUUACAGAUUUAAUUUAGACCAUAUUGUACUGUCUGGAUCCAUUGACUGCAAGUGCAGUAGGAGAGUCAUUUGUAUACGUAUUUUUGUAUCUUUUCAAACUCUUCUACAGUGCCUCAAAAGAGGAUAUGUUAUCUCUAUUUCUGAUAGCGAGUGAUGCACCUAUGGUUUCUAAAAGGGUUUGUCUUUACAAAGCAGAACAGAUAUUAAUUGAUGUUAUGUAACUGAAAUUAAUUAUGGAAAAGAAAAAUACCUUCAUCGAUUGCAAACAAACAAAAAGCCCAGCCACAACAUGCUAGGGCACCUGUGAGAAUUCAUCCCCCAAUGAUUUCAAUCAGAUAACAAGGGAGUAUAAAUUUUAUCAAAGACCUUACCUAGAAAGUGUUUUGCAAUGAAAAAAGCAGUCAGGACUCAUGGUAGAUAUGAUAUGUUUUAUUAGACCAACAAGAUGUUUGCAGAGAACUGUCUUUACUUGCAGGCUUUCAGGCACAAACACCCUUCAUCAGGCAGUUUUCAAUUAAAUAAAUUUUUUUGCAAACAUCUUGUUGGUCUAAUAAAAGAUAUCUCUACCACGAGUACCGAUUGCUUUUUUCUCUAGACCAAUAUGGCUACAACCGGGAUACUUUUUACGGUGAAAUAGCAGAUGCAAAUUAUAUCAAAUGGUAUUUGCCUGCAAUUAGCAAGACCCCUUAAUUUUAUUUUAAUUUAGUUUUAGUUUUAAGAAUGAUUCAAGAGCAUUUUGUUCUGAGGCAAGGGCGGGAUGUAUAGGAUAAUGCAGCCUACUUCCGGGAUGUCAGAUCACAGCACAUACCAUUGUUGUGAAGACUGCACCCUUUUCAUUUAGGGCCUGAUCAUGAAUUAAUUUUUGCACAACUUCGAAUUCCACCUGCUCCCUUUGAUUUUGAUUGUGCUCCGAAUGCAAGAUCAGGCAUACAAUGAAAAAAAACACACCAUUAAUUCACUAAGUUUUCUUUUUUAGCAGUCCCUGUUAACCUGAUCCAGCAAAUCUUCCACCUGGAGAGUUCCCAUUAAGAACAAUGGCAGUUUUCUGUGUGGAGGGCUUGUACGAUAGGGGCCUGAUAACAUCCUUAUAACAUAUUCUUGAUAAGCACUGCAGACUGCCAUUGAAAUCAAAGAAGAUGUUGUCUGAAUAAGGCAUCAAUAGAGAUGGCAGACUGGUCUUGGUGACACAAAAGAUGAGAUGGUACUGUAUCACAGGCCUCUGUGUGAGGUUGCAUUGUUCUCUUUAACGAAUCUCUGUAUGGGAAUUCCUUGCAUCUUACAAAAUUAUCGCAAUAUUCUUUUGAAAACAGUUUGUCUUGUGGCCAGUUUUUACACAACUUUUCAGUAUAACAAAGCACAAAUGCAUGCAAUAGUAAAGAAGAAAAAAAAGGAAAAGAGUUGCAUACUUACUAAAUAAGAAUUUGUGAUAAAAUGAAAUAAUUUCGAUAAUAAAAAUCUCAGUACAUUAGAAACAUUAUUUUUAUCAUUAAUAGCUAUAAAUCUCACAGGUUAAGUAAGGCUUGCACUUAUGCUAUCCAGACAGCCAGCUAAACGAAUACUUAGAAACAUGUUAAUAUGUGUCCAAGUUUCCAAAGUCGUAACCUAAUGGGCGCAUCUACACAUGUGCUUUAAUGCGUGGUAGACUAUUUUACUGCAUAUUACAGAUUAAAGCGUCGUAUAAAAAACCAUGACAUUAUGUUAAUGUGCAGUAAAAUAGUCUACUGUGCAUUAAGCAUCACUAAAAAAGCAUGCAAAUGCACUACUGCACAUUAGCGCAGCCUAAUGCUCAUUAAUUUAGUAGCUUACAUUGGAGGUACAAAAUAUAAUGUGCAUUAGAAAAGGCGCAUUAAUGUAUGUGUAGACACGCCCACUAUUAAUAUUAUUUUGAAGUGCACUUAAAGUGUGGUAGGCGUUUCACAGUGAGAAGACAUAACAGGCUUGAAAAAUUGGAGUUCAACAGCAUUAAUAUGUAAUUUGCAAGGGAAAAUUGAAAAUUAAAAUGUAAAGCUUGGUAAAGGGAAAAAAAGCUCUAUUAGGAAAUGGUAAAAUUUGUUCUAAUUAUUAAAGUCUUUUUGUGAAAUUCAGUUUAACUGCACCAUCAUUUUCCCUCCCUCUCUAUUACUGCAUCUCUGUCAGUCUUCACUUGGAGAUUAUUUACGGUAGAUCUGUUUCUCAUGGGUAUGCGUGAAAAGCAUAUGUAUAUAAUAACCCUUUGAAGUUUCUACAUCCGCCUUACCAACUGUCACUGUUCUGCUGUCAUAUCACUAAAAGAUGCAUAGAUGAAAUAUCACACAGGGAAGUUUCAAAUGACCUGAAGAGUCCCUGUAUUAUUUUCUGUCUAUAUAGUGCCUUAUUUCGGUACAUAAAUACUUACAAAUGUUUAUUGACAGAAAAUGCUUGGAGACUGUUGUUCUUCUAACAUUUUUUUUAAGUUUUGACCUAUAUGAGAAGCAAUUUCAGGAAGACUACUAGCCAAAUAAACCUUCUAUUCAGAAACAGAUUCAAACCUCUUGUUUCCUCAAGGAAGUUGGUACCACAGAAAUAACCUGCAUUUUCUUUGUACUCUGAAAGACAGAAAGGUGGGGAGCUGAACUGCCUUAAGGACUUUCUUUUAUGUCAUCACUGCAGAAAGCACCUGAAUAACCAGCAAUGUGAGGGUAAGAGACAGCAAAGAAAAGGAUCCCCAGGAAUAUAAAAAGAGAAGAAUCUCACAAUAAAGGUUUCCGUGGGCAAUUAAUUUAAUCAAAACCUUUGCAAGUCUGUUAAUGGGAAUUCUUUUUUGUUUCUUUUUCAUUUAAAUUAUUUUGUGCUUUAAUGGUUUGAAACAUAUCACUGUAUAUUGGGGCAUCAUAAAGCAACAAAAGCAGAAAGUUUCAAAGUGACUGGGGACAGAAAACAUUUGCAAAGACUGUUUUAUUUUCUUGCCAUCAAGUUGUUUACAAAAUAUUUGAUAAUACCCUAAAUCCAGAAUUGUCUGUGAAUUUACACUUAACACUAAACAAGCAACUUUUCCUUAACAAGCUUUCCAGAUAGCAGGUUAGUGCUAUUAUUCUUUAUUUAUUAAAAAUCCUUUAUUUCA